CAGUUUUUUUCUACUUUUGGAACCGCAAGGAAUGUACAAAUAAAUACUUUAUGUACCGUUUCUACCAGUAGGUUGUAAGAAACAUUCAAAAUGUUUUAUGAAGUAAGUGCUUGGAGAAAGUUAACCAUUUUUUAUAAAUGCGGUGAAAGCGUUUAUUUUGGCAGUAGGCUCAAAUUCUUUAUUCUAAGCAUUCAAUUCUUCAUGUCUCUUGAAUUCACAGAUGCAGCUCGAGGAAGUAUAAAAAGAUCAUCCUCAAAUUUUAAUUUAGACAGUAAUCCUAUUGCAAGUUAUUCUCUACACCAAAUACAAGGUCCACAUGGAAUAAAAAGGUUGAUUCACAAUGAGCUUGAAACACAGAAUAAACACCCACACAAAUGGCGUUUUUCCAGUCAAAAGUCAUCAAAAAACAAUACCAAAACAGAAAAGAAUAAAACCAAUUCAUUUUUUAAUAGAUUUUACAGUCAUACAAAGCCAGGAGGGGUACAAAAUAAAAAAUAUGAUUUGAACUGCAGUGAAUGUUACAAUUGCCAGCCGAGAAUCAAUGAAGGGAAACCAGCUUUGAAUAGCAUCUAUUCAAGCACGGAGAGAAGCAAUACUGAAACAAAACCGAUAUAUUUGCAAGUUAAUAUUUACAUGCGUAAUACAUCAACCGAUUCACAGAGAUUUAAAGAAGCAAAGCCUGUACAUUUUGAUAAUCUUGAAAAGUUCUUUUUAAUACCAGUACAGAUAUAUGAGAACAGAAAGCAAAAUGAUUAUUUGUCACAACCGCCAUUGAGUGAAUAUUAUGCUUUUGUAAGAAAUAACGAAGGAAAUUCACAAAAUGUUGGGCCAGAAUAUCAACGAUAUAGUCUAGAUACUUUCCAAGGAAAGCCAACAAAAAACUCGCAAAUUCCUGCUGAACCAAGAUACCCACCAAUUUCAACUUUCGGUAUGAAUGUUGAAAAAAAGAAUUUUGUAACAAAACAAAACCAAUUUAUACCACCAUAUUUUAGCAUAAAUUACUUCAAUGGCAAAAGGAAAAAUGAAGAUAUAUUCAAGGCUAAUGAAUGGCUAUCACAAUUGAACACAAACAGCAAAAAUAAUGUCCAAAGAAAACAAAUAUUUGCUUUUCAACCCAAUACUGAGAACGAAUUACAAAAACAUUUACUAUCCUCAUUGUAUUUUAGAAACAACCUUCCAAAAUACAACAAACAGUAUUAUACAACUGUGGAUAUUAAUAAAAACUAAUAAUUAAACCAGUGAAUAUAUUUUAGCUAUUUUACUUUACAGCCAGCACACAUUCAUAAAAUUGAAAAUUCCUAAGGAGUGCUCUUCAACAUUGUGCCUGAGGCUGACAAGCUAAAUCAAUAAAAUUGUACAUCUAAACUUCACAAUUGUGUAUAAUGUACAACAUCUUUGCUAGUACAACAUAGUUUCUACAUCUUUGCAAAUUGGAGGUUUAUCUUAAAAGGACAAUUGGCAAAAAUUAAACAUAAUCUAAUCUGUAAAAUUUCUCUGUAUAAAAUAAACUUGGAUUUUCAUUAUUACCAACCAUAUUCCAAAUCUAACAUUGCAGUGAGGAUAGGCAGACCAGAGUGAUCAGUAACAACCAAAUUUUCACGAUUAAAGUCGUUAAAUGAUUUUUAGGCAAAUACUUUUACUUCUGCACCUUAGGGCAAAAUUGGACAAGUCUAAUUUUGGCCAAAUAAGUUAAAUCCAUAUUCCAAUAGUCUUUAGACCUGACAGACUGUAUAAAUUAUUA
This is a messenger RNA of Cimex lectularius (bed bug), 1741 nucleotides long. RefSeq lists its product as uncharacterized. The transcript has 2 exons. Bases 91 to 1227 code for a protein of 378 amino acids. The record is from RefSeq and is a predicted model, not a curated record. Lineage: Eukaryota; Metazoa; Arthropoda; Insecta; Hemiptera; Cimicidae.